Messenger RNA from Oryza brachyantha (malo sina), 1575 nucleotides. Its product is annotated as nuclear transcription factor Y subunit A-4-like. Lineage: Eukaryota; Viridiplantae; Streptophyta; Magnoliopsida; Poales; Poaceae. The record is from RefSeq and is a predicted model, not a curated record. Gene Ontology annotation, cellular component: CCAAT-binding factor complex. The transcript is spliced from 7 exons. Gene Ontology annotation, molecular function: RNA polymerase II cis-regulatory region sequence-specific DNA binding; DNA-binding transcription factor activity, RNA polymerase II-specific. Gene Ontology annotation, biological process: regulation of transcription by RNA polymerase II. Bases 228 to 1046 code for a protein of 272 amino acids.
UGCCUCUCUCGUUGGCUAGAGCCAGCCAGUAGCAGCAGCAGCAGGGGGGAGGAGAGGAGGGAUCCAGGCGUGUGCUGCUGCCGCGCGCGGGCGCGGUGAGCCCGCCCGCCUCCGAUUGGCCGGCCUCUCUCUCAGAGAGACGACGAGGAGAGAGAGGGAGAGAGAGUCCUAUUGGCCGCCGCCACCGCGCCUCCCUGCCCACUGGUGAGUGAACAAGCCGAGCGAGCAUGGAGUCGAGGCCGGGGGGAACCAACCUCGCGGAGCCGAGAGCGCAGGGCGCGCUGCCGUCUGGCGUGCCGAUACAGCAGCCAUGGUGGACGACCUCCGCCGGGAUCGGGGCGGUGUCACCGGCUGUCGUGGCGCCGGCGAGCGGAGCAGGGAUCAGCCUGUCGAGCAAUCCGGUGGGCGGCGGCGGCGGUGCGGCCAAAGGCGCGCAGGGCAGGGAUGGCGGCGACGACGCGACGGGGGAGAGCAGCGAGGACUCGCGGAGAUCUGCGGAGCCCAAAGAUGGAAGCACUAGUCAAGAAAAGCAUCAUGCAACUUCGCAGAUGACUGCUUUGGCAUCAGACUAUUUAACACCAUUUUCACAGCUGGAACUAAACCAACCAAUUGCUUCUGCGGCGUACCAGUACCCUGACUCUUAUUAUAUGGGCAUGGUUGGUCCUUAUGGACCUCAAGCUAUGUCCGCACAGACUCAUUACCAGCUACCUGGAUUAACUCACUCUCGGAUGCCGUUGCCUCUUGAAAUAUCUGAGGAGCCUGUUUAUGUAAAUGCUAAGCAAUAUCAUGGAAUUUUAAGACGAAGGCAGUCGCGUGCAAAGGCUGAACUCGAGAGAAAGCUUGUUAAAUCAAGAAAGCCCUAUCUUCAUGAGUCUCGUCAUCAACAUGCUAUGCGAAGGGCAAGAGGAACUGGUGGACGCUUCCUGAACACAAAGAAAAAUGAAACCGGUGCUCCCAGCGAAAAAGCCGAACCAAAUAAAGGAGAGCAAAACACCGGGCAUCACCGUGUCCCUCCUGACUUACAGCUCCUACACAAGGAGGCAUGAAGUAGCGGCUCAGCAAACCUAGAACAGUGGCUUCCGUCCAUUGGCAUACACACUCGAGGGUGGAUUCUUGCUCAAGCAUUGCGCUGCCGUCUCUCAAAAUGAUCUCCAUCGUGCGAGGUGAUUAGAGGUUCAUUCUCCUGAAUGAUCUAUGCACCGACCAUUGAUCCUGGCAGAGUAUAAUCUGGGUGUAUGAGUCCAUCUGAGUGCCAAUGUCAUGGGUAGAUCUGCUGUUUUCAGGCAAUUCAUUCUUGGCUUUCUGUCCCACCCCAUGUUGUUGCAAGUUAAGCUAGCAGUGCUCGUCUUAGUGUCUGUGAGACGUACUUGUAAGAUUAGUGUAAAUUAGUGUAAGCUGGAAUUUGUAAUGCUGUAUUAUGUGUUUGUCGUUCUAAUCUGAACCAUAACAAAGGCCAGAGCUGAACUCGUUAUGCAUACGUAUAUUACUGUGGCCAGGUCCGUGUGACUGUAUCAUUUUAUAACGGCAGAAACCUGUAUAAAUCCUGGUGCCACUCUUGAUUGUUGCUUUGCUGUA